AUGUUCUUUUCUCUCCCCCUAUUUCUCUCAUUAACCUCCUGUUUCUCUUUACUCUCUUUUCUUUUCCCUUUCUCUUUAUUAACACUCUCACUUUUCUUUUCACUUCAUUCUCCUUGCCCCCUCUCUCUAUGUUCUUUACCUCUCUCCCCUUCCUUUACCUCUCUACCCUCCCCUAUUUCUUUCUCCAUUAACCUCCUGUUUCUCUCUUUAGUUUACACUCUCACUUUUCUUUUUUCAUUCUCCUUGCCCCUCUCUCUUCAUUCUCCUUGCCCCUCUCUCUAUGCCUCCCCUAUUUCUUUCUCCAUUAACCUCCUGUUUCUCUCUUUAGCCUCCCCUAUUUCUUUCUCCAUUAACCUCCUGUUUCUCUCUUUAGUUAACACUCACCUUUGUUUUCACUUCAUUCUCCUUGCCCUCUCUCUAUGUUCUUUUUUACCUCCCUCUUUACCCUUCCUUUAUUCUCCUUGCCCCCAUUAUUUCUUUUUCUCCAUUAACCUCCUGUUUCUCUCUUUAGUUAACACUCUCACUUUUCUUUUCACUUCAUUGUCCUUGCCCCUCUCCCUUCUAUAUUCUUUUACCUCUCUUUACCCUUCCUUUUUAGCCCUCCGCCCCUCUCUAUUUCUUUUCUCCAUUAACCUCCUAUUUUCUCUCAUUUCCUGUUCUCUCAUUCUCUCUCACUUUUCUUUUUCACUUCAUUCUCCUUGCCCCUCUCUCUAUGUUCUUUUACCUCUCUCCCCUUCCUUUAGCCCUCCCCCUAUUUCUUUCUUUCUCCAUUAA
This is a messenger RNA of Acanthosepion pharaonis, 774 nucleotides long. NCBI's taxonomy places the organism in Eukaryota, Metazoa, Mollusca, Cephalopoda, Sepiida, Sepiidae. The record is from the annotation of a GenBank genome assembly.